UGAGCCUAGUGGGAAAGCGCAGCGGGCUCGGGCCUGCGUGCACUGGGUUGGCCUUAGUGUGCGCGCUCCGCCCAGCGUAUGGGGUUUCUCUCUCUCUCUCUCGGAUCGUUUCCUCACUGGAAAGGUGUAAACAUUAAACACAGCGGUUCACACAACCACCACGGCGGUUGAUGCUAUAAGCACAGUAGACAGCUAUGGGAAACAUAAAGGGAUUGCAACAGUUUAUUUCUGACUUACGAUCAAAGUCUUCGAAGGAGGACCAACGGAAAAGGAUCAACCUGGAGAUUGUAAACGUUCAAAAACAGUUCAACAGCUCCAAUGGGAUAUCCGGAUACCAGAGAAAGAAGUACAUUCUCAAGCUGAUUUACAUUUAUCUGACCUCCAGUUGCAACAGCUCGCUAUUUGAUGUGAGCUCGACGGCGCAGUCACAGGUUGAGAAGCUUCUGAGCUCGAAGGUGUACUCUGAGAAGUCCGUCGGCUACUUAACCAUCUCUCUGUUGAAUCUGCAACAGGAGAAGGACAUAAUUGCUAGAUGUGUACAGCAGGACCUACAGAGCCAUGACCAGGAGUCGAACGUACUAGCAUUGAACUACAUUGGGAAUUGUACAGAUGAGUCUCAUCUCCCGCUGGUUGAGGACGUUUUCCAAAUCCUUAGAUCGGCAACUUCACCGCCAUUGUUGAAGAAGAAAUCUGCGCUGACGAUGUUCAAACUGUGCCAGUUGGACCCAACAAUCCUGUCCAAUCACAAGCCUUGGAUCCCAAGGAUUUUGGCGCUGGCAGAUGAGCCUGAUUUGGGGUUGUCUCUUGCACUAUUGCCUUUGAUAGAUACAAUAACGCAUUACGAUUUGGAGCAGGUUCAACAGCUGAUCCCAACAUUCGCAACAAAGUUGAACUUACUCGUGUGCGAAUCGCAUAAAGUUUCAAAGAGAUAUAUCUUUAACGGAAUCGCUUCACCUUGGCUGAUCGUCAAACUGACAAAGUUGUUGAACAAGAUCUUGCCCAAUUACAACAUUGACGUCCAUUCUUUAAGAAUACUGAGAGAAUGCGUCUCGACGACAAUUCAUCAAUUAGGCGCGUUUAGCUCAACGCAUCGUGAUGCACAGGAGAGAAUCACUGCUAAUUGUGUAUUGUUUGCCAUCAUUGCAUUGGCAAUUCAACUGGACCCUUCAAAGGAAGCUGUUAAGUCUUCGUUUGAUACUAUUAUAACGUUGUUGAAUUCACGAGAUUUGAACACUAGAUAUUUGGCUUUGAAUUCUUUGAUUUCACUAUCAUCAUUGAAUAACUUACAAUCCUCACAGAAAUACUUACCAAAAUUGUUUGAGAUAUUACAAUCCCAUCAGGAUAUCUCAAUCCGUAAGAAGACACUGGAAUUGAUUUAUGCAUUAACAGAUUCUGCAAAUUUGGAAUUUGUCACAGUUCAACUCUUCAAAGUUUCAAACUCUUUGGACACUGUGUUAAAACAAGAAGCUGCAAACAAGAUAUCAAUCCUUGCCGAGAGAUUUGCUACAGAUUCUAAAUGGUUUAUCAACACCAUGUUUAGACUGCUAUCAACCAAUGGGGUGAAUUUUAAUGAAUCUAUAUGGCAAAGAACUGUACAGAUCAUCAUCAACAACGAAGAGUUGCACGUUUAUGCAACGAAUGUCAUUGUCAAGGAGUACAUUGGCAACAAAUCCCAAGCGUUUUCAGAGACACUGAUAAAAAUUGCAUGUAUCAUAUUAGCAGAAUAUGGCUAUAAGAUAACAGCUACGAUUUCACAGGAUUACCAAUUUGAUCUUUUGGCCAAGUUAUAUUUUUACGUUUCCAACCAUACAAGGGGUAUGUUGUUGUUAUCCUUACUCAAACUUUACAAGAUUGAUAUUGCUAAUAAGCGGAUAAAAUCCAAGUUAAUCAAGGUGUUAAGUAUGGAGGUCAAUUCGAUAAACUCAGAACUGCAACAACGUGCUUUUGAAUUUUUGAAUUUGAUCCAACAAUUAGGCAACCCACAAGGACAACUAUUAUUUGACAUGCUGUUAGACGAAAUGCCAGCUUUCACUACAGGUGAAAACCCAUUAUUGCAAAGAUUUGGUGCCCCGGGUCAAUUGCCAAAAUCAAGGAACCUCACUCAACAGACACUGCUGCCACAUCAGCAACAACAACAACCAGAGCAGAAGAAAGAAAUACCACUGACUCCAAAUUGGCAACAGGGUUAUUAUAGACUAUUUGAGUACCAACAAGGUGUUUUCUUCGAGAACUCACUUGUAAAGAUCAUACUGAGGAUCAAACCUCAAGGUCAAGAUAGAUCUACAUGCCUAUAUCACUUCUCUAUUCUGAACAAGUCAUCACAAACGUCUUUAAACUUAUUCUUGAUGAGCAUUGUGGACUAUCAAACCGUCGACCCACCGUUAGUCGUGAACAUUGUUGAGAUACCGAACAGUGUUAUUAAAAUUGGAGAUAGAGGCUCAUGCACCAUCCAAGUCUCAUUGCGUUCACCAUUCCUAAGCUCCAAACAGAUUCCCACCUUGAAGAUCCAAUUUAGUUCUGGUGGAGGAUUUAACGGAUUACGUUUGAAGUUACCAAUCUUUUUAACAAAGUUUAUCCAUCCAAGUGAAUUGGCAUUGCCUGUUUGGUUGAAGCAUUGGAAAACAAUGGAUGUUGUCGAUGAAGCUUCAACAAUUAUAGACAUGAAGAACGUUGAAAGGGAUUGGAUUGAAAGAUUCUUAAACAAGAUUGGAUUUGCACUUGUGGAUCAAGGAAGUUUCAUAUUCUCGAGUGGUAUCUUGAAUACAACACAGGAGAAAUUUGGAACUCUUGUCAAGGUGAAGCUCAUGGAGGACUGUUUUGAGCUUAACGUUAGAGUAACGAAACAAGGAUUGGCACCAUUGGUGAGUGAUUACAUAGUUGAUUUUUUGAAGAACGUAUAGACACGUAUUGAAGAGAUUAUGUUAUAUUAUAUAUUUAUAUGAAUGUAUCACAUCAUGCCAUAUGU
Messenger RNA from Williopsis jadinii, 2965 nucleotides. RefSeq names its product Apl3p (gene APL3). Gene Ontology annotation, molecular function: clathrin-cargo adaptor activity. Gene Ontology annotation, biological process: clathrin-dependent endocytosis; intracellular protein transport. Lineage: Eukaryota; Fungi; Ascomycota; Saccharomycetes; Phaffomycetales; Wickerhamomycetaceae. The transcript has a single exon. Gene Ontology annotation, cellular component: membrane coat; AP-2 adaptor complex. The record is from RefSeq and is a predicted model, not a curated record. The coding region runs from base 195 to 2900 and encodes 901 amino acids.